Colletotrichum karsti is the source of this 2649-nucleotide messenger RNA. RefSeq names its product putative U3 small nucleolar RNA-associated protein. Bases 1 to 2649 code for a protein of 882 amino acids. Gene Ontology annotation, cellular component: 90S preribosome; t-UTP complex; small-subunit processome. Lineage: Eukaryota; Fungi; Ascomycota; Sordariomycetes; Glomerellales; Glomerellaceae. Gene Ontology annotation, biological process: maturation of SSU-rRNA from tricistronic rRNA transcript (SSU-rRNA, 5.8S rRNA, LSU-rRNA). Gene Ontology annotation, molecular function: protein binding; RNA binding. The record is from RefSeq and is a predicted model, not a curated record. The transcript has 2 exons.
AUGGACCUCCACCGCUGCCGCUUCGUCCCCUACCCGCCCUCCGCCAUCAACGCCCUCGCCUUCUCCCACCCCUCCGCCCGCUCCAAGCUCCACGGCGCCCUCUCCCGCCUCGCCGUCGGCCGCAACAACGGCGACAUCGAGAUCUGGAACCCCCUCGCCGGCGCCUGGCACCAGGAGACCGUCCUCCGCUCCGGCGCCGACCGCUCCGUCGACGGCCUCGUCUGGGUCAACGAGCCCGACGAGACCACCUCUCCCUCCUCAAUCAUCCCCGGCCGCUCACGCCUCUUCAGCAUCGGCUACACCUCCGCCGUCACCGAAUGGGACCUCGAGACCGCCCGCCCCCGCCGCCACGCCAGCGGCCAGCACGGCGACAUCUGGUGCCUCGCCGCCCAGCCCCCGGCCUCCCCCUCCGACCCCGUCACCCGCCUCGUCGCCGGCACCGUCGACGGCGUCCUCGCCCUCUACUCCCUCGACGACGACGACCUGCGCUUCCAGCGCGUCUUCGUCAAGUCCGCCACCAAGAAGGUCCAGAUGGUCAGCAUCGCCUUCCAGUCCCGCCACGUCGUCGUCGUCGGCUGCUCCGACUCCACCAUCCGCGCCUACAACAUGCGCAACGGCGACAUGCUGCGCAAGAUGACCCUCGGCGCCGACCUCGCCGGCGGCUCCAAGGACAUCAUCGUCUGGAGCGUCAAGGUCCUGCCCUCGGGCGACAUCGUCUCCGCCGACUCCACCGGCCACGUCUGCGUCUGGGACGGAAAGACCUACACCCAGAUGCAGCGCAUCCACAGCCACAAGCAGGACGUCCUCAGCCUGGCCACCAGCGCCGACGGCACCGCCAUCAUGAGCGGCGGCAUGGACCGCCGCACCGUCCUCUACAAGAAGACCUCGGGCGCCCGAUGGGGCAAGGUCUGGAACAGGAAAUACCACGAGCACGACGUCAAGGCCAUGGCCUCCUUCGAGAGCAGCAAGAUGAGCGUCGUCGUCUCCGGAGGCCCCGACGCUUCCCCCGUCGUCCUCCCCCUCAAGGAACUCGGCCGCGAGAACCACAGAACCCUCUCCCACCUCCCCCAGCACCCGCCCCUCGCCAGCGCCCCCGCCGCCCGCCUCCUCGUGAGCUGGUGGGACAGGGAAAUCCACAUCUGGAAGCUCCAGAAGCCCUUCGAAGGCCUCUACGCCAACGAUGGCACGUCUACCGCCCUCGACAACGACCUCGACAAGAACCGCAAGCUCCUCAAGACCAUCCUCGUCAAGGGCGAGUCCAGCAUCACCUCCGCCGCCGUCUCCCCCGACGGCGCCCUCCUCCUCGUCGCCACCUCCACCGACGUCAAGGCCUUCCGCCUGCUGCACGACAACCCCACCAAGCCCUCCGACGUCAGGCUCUCCCAGCUCGCCCUCCCCAAGGCCCUCGCCUCCGCCGGCGCGAGCAAGGUCGUCCUCUCCCCCGACGGCGCCUGGCUCGCCGCCGCCCGCGACGGCUCCAAAGUCGUCACCGCCGCCAUCACCCGCGACGACAACGACGACAUCAAAAUCCAGACCCCCCGCGCCGCCCACCGCCUCCGCCGCAACAUCCCCAAGCACCAGUCCCUCGGCGGCCUCGGCAACUACGAGAGGAGCGUCUCCCACCUCGCCUUCUCCCCCGACAGCCGCAUGCUCGCCUCGACCGACCUGGCCGGCUACAUCGACACCUGGGUCCUCGGCACCAGCACCGGCAGUGAAAACGACGACGACGCCACAGACAGCGACUCUUCCUCCGCCGAAGAAGACACCUCCUCCUCACCCGCCACGUCCCGCUGGCUCCGCAACCCCAACGCCUCCCUCCUCCCCAAACUCCCCGCGCCCCCCGUCGUCCUCUCCUUCUCCGACGAAAUCACCCCCUCCUCCCCCUCCGCGCCAGAGUACACCCUCCUCGCGGUCACGACCUCAUGGCACAUCCUCGCCUUCCACCCCGCCGCCGGCACCCUGACCGCCUGGUCCCGCCGCAACCCGACCUCGCGCCUGCCCGCCGUCAUCCGCGACACCCGCGACCUCGCAAAGGGCCUCCUCUGGCAAGGGCCCCGCGUCUGGAUCUACGGCGUCAACUUCCUCUUCAUGCUCGACCUCUCCCAGGACCUCUCCGCCCCGGCCAAGGACACGCCCACGGACCCGGACACCGCGGUGGUCGUCCACGGCGGCGCUCCGUCGCACGGCACGAAGCGCAAGCGCAAAGCCGGCGCGGAAUCCGGCGCCGGCGCGAAGAUGUCCAUCGGCGCCAUCGUCCCGUCCCAAAUCGACCGCUUCGCUUCCUCCAAAGACGGCGGCGCGGGCGAGUGGACCGACGACAUCGAGGCCGCUGCCGUCGACGAGAUGGACAUCGACUCGGACGACUCCGCCUCCGACUCGGAAGAAACCGACGAAUCCGAGCUCGCGGCCCUCCGCAGCCGGAACCAGGAGACCCAGACCGAGGCGGGCUCCCAGGGACGGACCAAGUGGUGGUAUACCUACAAGUACCGCCCCAUCCUCGGCAUAGCGCCCCUGUCGUCCUCCUCCUCCUCUUCCUCAUCUUCCACCGAAGGGGCUACGCCGGCUCUCGAGGCCGUCCUCGUCGAGAGGCCCAUCUGGGAGGUGGAUCUGCCCGAGAGGUACUUCGGCGCCAACGAGUGGGAGAGGUAA